This is a messenger RNA of Anisakis simplex (herring worm), 996 nucleotides long. The record is from the annotation of a GenBank genome assembly. NCBI's taxonomy places the organism in Eukaryota, Metazoa, Nematoda, Chromadorea, Rhabditida, Anisakidae.
AUGAACGAAGGACAGCAAAAGAAGAGUUCGUUUGCGGCAUGGGAUGUGGCAGAAAACGAGAUUGUGGUAGCUCUGUCGGAGCCGAAGCAAACCCAACAAAGAGAUGGUUCUGUGAAGGGUGAAUUGAUAAGAGCAGUUUCAUUGAAGAACACACAUUUGGGAUCACUUUCACAUCCAGCCAUGCAAACGCUUAUUCAGGAAUCGCACUCGACAUUCUGUCGUGCGCAAAAACUGGCUAAAGAGGCGACAAUACGCGUUGAUGAGUUGCGUUUGUUAAGCCUAGAGUAUCGUUCAUCUCUUCGUGCUGCCCAGUCGCUGCUUACGGAUGGUGAUGUGGAGCUGAGAGAAACGUUGAAUCUGUACGAGCUGAUCUGGUCAUUAGCUGAGGCAAUAUUCAUACAUUCUCAUGACUCUUCAAUAGUUGUGGAUACCAUAACAUGGUCACAGCUGUGUCUCGCCAGAACCACUUAUGCUGAAGAAGUGUCGGAAUGUUUACGACGAAAUAAAAUCAGUCAGUUGGAUAAGGAUCAUUUUUGGAAACAGGUAGCAUAUUUCAUAUUGAGCGGUUUAUUCAGUAAUGCGACAGCAUUUCUGGAAAGUUAUGCGAUGUUGACUAAAGACGAUGCGAUUCGUGAGUUGGCGAAGCUGAUUGGUGCUAUGGACAUUUCACUGCUGAAUGAUCCAAACACGCAAAUUGAUUUUAUCAAGCAACAAAAUGCAAUCCAUGAGUUGUGUGACUCGGGUCGAUUAUGGGGUAAAGGUGAAGCCGAGAAGAUAGCGCUUGUGGUGUCUGGCGAUCCGACAGCAUUGAAACGAAUGAGUGGUUUACUGGACGGUUGGUUUGAGACGAUGCCUGCUUAUUUGCUCUUCUUGAGGCCUCGAGCUACACUCUCAGAUCUUCAUGAUGUCGUUCAGUUAGAUUUUCUGAUUGAUAAUCGGAUAGAAGAAUGUGAGAUAACAAGGGAGUAUUUGAGUGGUUUAGAAGAGUUCAUUUGA